Messenger RNA from Cucurbita moschata (crookneck pumpkin), 921 nucleotides. Its product is annotated as exopolygalacturonase-like. The transcript has 4 exons. Bases 1 to 921 code for a protein of 306 amino acids. Gene Ontology annotation, molecular function: polygalacturonase activity. Gene Ontology annotation, biological process: carbohydrate metabolic process. NCBI's taxonomy places the organism in Eukaryota, Viridiplantae, Streptophyta, Magnoliopsida, Cucurbitales, Cucurbitaceae. The record is from RefSeq and is a predicted model, not a curated record.
AUGAAGAAGGCGUCGUCGGAGAUAAGUCAUAAACGACCCACAAGAGAAUCAUCAAGAGUCGGGUUGAGAAGAUGUGCUCCAUGGGUUGAACACUUAGACUCAGGUCGAUGUAAAGGAUUCAUUGGUCUAUGGAUUAAUGGCGAAUUGUUGGCUCCUAUCGACCAACAUUUCGCCACUGGCCAAACUUGGUUGAGUAUCUAUGAAGUCGACAACUUUUUUGUCGACGGUUAUGGCAGCUUGAACGGUCGCGGUUCUUCAGCUUGGUCUAUCAAAACCUUUAACCGUCCGAUUUCUAUGAAACUCAAUAAAAUCAACCAUGCGAGAAUUACGGGUAUAACAUCGUACAAUAGCAAAUGCUUCCAUUUUGGUGUGCAUGGAUGUAGUGAUGUCAUGUUUGAUCACAUUAGAGUAAUGGCUCCAGAAGAUAGCCCCAACACAGAUGGAAUCCACAUUUCCAAGUCAAGUGGUAUCAACAUUGUGCAUUCAAGAUUCGAAACGGGAGACGAUUGCAUCUCUCUUGGUCCUGGAAGUAAAUUCAUCAACAUAACAGACAUCCAGUGUGGUCCAGGUCAUGGAGUUAGCAUCGGUAGCCUUGGAAAGUACCCAAAUGAAGAAGAUGUUUCUGAAGUCAUAGUUAGAGACUCCACAUUUGUUGGCACAAACAAUGGUGUGAGGAUCAAAACAUGGUCAUCUUCACUUCCUAGUUUUGUUACCAAUAUCGCUUUUCUCAAUCUCGAAAUGAAGGACGUAAAAAGUCCUAUCGUCAUUGAUAAAAAAUAUUGUCUUGAUUGUAACAGAGAUAAAAUGAGUAACUCAAGAGUGAAGAUUCGAGACGUGAGAUAUGAAAAUAUUAGGGGGACUUCAGCGACCCAAGUAGCAGUAAAUUGGAAUGCAGCCAAGUUUUACCAUGCGAAGGCAUAA